This is a messenger RNA of Chelmon rostratus (copperband butterflyfish), 1374 nucleotides long. It is a transcript of the gene med6, whose product is annotated as mediator complex subunit 6. The transcript has 8 exons. Gene Ontology annotation, molecular function: transcription coactivator activity. Gene Ontology annotation, cellular component: mediator complex; core mediator complex. Gene Ontology annotation, biological process: regulation of transcription by RNA polymerase II. The record is from RefSeq and is a predicted model, not a curated record. NCBI's taxonomy places the organism in Eukaryota, Metazoa, Chordata, Actinopteri, Chaetodontiformes, Chaetodontidae. The coding region runs from base 32 to 772 and encodes 246 amino acids.
CGUACUCCUUGUGGGACAAUUUGUUUACAUCAUGGCGGCGGUGGACUUCAGAGACAACCUUCUCGGGAUAUCCUGGGUGGACAGCGGCUGGGUACCAAUUCUUAACCCUGGAAAUGUACUGGACUACUUCUCUGAGAGAAGCAACCCAUUCUACGACCGAACCUGUAAUAAUGAAGUAGUGAAGAUGCAGCGGCUUACCCUGGAACAUCUGAAUCAGAUGGUGGGAGUGGAGUACAUUCUUCUUCAUGCUCAGGAGCCAAUUCUUUAUAUAAUCCGUAAACAGCAGAGGCAGUCACCAACACAAGUGAUUCCCAUGGCUGACUACUACAUCAUAGCAGGAGUUGUUUAUCAGGCCCCAGAUCUGGGAACAGUUAUCAGCUCAAGAGCGCUCUCUGCUGUCCACGGAAUCCAGUCUGCUUUUGAUGAGGCCAUGUCAUAUUGCCGCUAUCACCCAUCCAAAGGGUACUGGUGGCACUUCAAGGACCAUGAGGAGAGAGAAAAAGCCAAGCCCAAGUCUAAGAAGAAAGAGGAGCCGAGCUCAGUGUUUCAGAGGCACCGUGUUGACACACUUCUUUUGGACCUCAGGUCCAAGUUUCCACCAACAUUCUACCAGCCGAAGCCUGGUGAGAAGCCAAUUCCAGUUGAGGUGAAGAAGGAGCCUGAACCCCCUGCAGAAACUGUAAAACAAGAGGAAAGGGAACCAGCCACAAAGUCCUCUGCCCCAGCUCCACCAAGCAAACCGCCUCCUGAGAAGAGAGCAAGGCUACAGUGACAUUAUUCUCACACUCUGGGAAGAUGGAGCAAGGACAUGUAUAGUCCUACAGCACUAACUGAAAGAACAGCUUGGGAGUAUUUUUGCUCCCUUUCCACUCUGCUCACUUGAUCAGUUUACAGGAUGCUAAGAAUGAAGUGCCACAAAAACUCUCAUGCAGUUGCUUGUCUCAGUGCCAGGACUACUUUUACACUGUAACCUUAGUCUUGUACACUUGAUAGUUUUGGCAUCAUGAACGUUUCAGGCAGCUGUUCUAUGGACAAGGGUUAACUGCUUGAUGUCAGCAGGCAUUUAGCAGUAUUUGCUAAGGAUGAGGUUUUUCGAUGAUAAGCUGACCUCAGCAUCAGUGUCGGUUUACUGCUGACAUCAGCAUAAUAUUUGCAUUGUAGUGACUUCAGAGGACAGUUUAAUUUCUAGUGUGCUUUACAGGGGGAUGUGUCAUAAAGCAUUAUCUCAUCUGAAAAGCAAAAAGCGUCUUGACUUGAGCACCUCUCUUUAAUCACAAACACUUUAAUCUUUUUUUGUGUGUUUUUCUAUUAAAAUGUAUCAGCUACUGUGUCCUGAUUUGUUUUGACUGUUGACUAGUAAAAGUCUUUGCUGAU